Molecule: messenger RNA, 495 nt
Organism: Fulvia fulva
Lineage: Eukaryota; Fungi; Ascomycota; Dothideomycetes; Mycosphaerellales; Mycosphaerellaceae
Exons: 3
Coding region: 1-495 (164 amino acids)
Source: RefSeq, a predicted model, not a curated record
AUGUCGAACAACAGCACAACCCGCAAUCUCGACCUCGACAGCCGCAUCCAAGCACUACCUCAGGAGCUUCAAGACAUGAUCCUCGACUACGCUGUCCGCGAGCCUACCACUACUUGCAUCAACUUGACCACAGCAUAUCGUCCUCCUGUCGCUAUCCAGAUUAAUCGCAAAAUGCGGGACAAGUUUGUGUCAGUCUACUACCGCGCCACAACCUUCCGUGUCAGGUCCCAGACUUCUGGAAAUAUCAACAUGCUGCCAGGCUUCCUGGCAUCUCUUCCUGCUGCACACCUCCACAUCAUGCCAAGUAUCGAGAUUGAUACAAGCGACGAAUACGGGUCGUUUAUCCCUGAUGCGCUCGACGGACGCAAGAUCAAGUGGGCUGGACAAAACCAGGCCGAAGCGGCCUCGGCAGAGCAUGUGAGCCAGAUUCCAUCAAAGGACAAGGAGGAUUAUGCCCUGAGGGAAAACACUGCUAGACACUAUGGUGCGACAUAG